Zingiber officinale is the source of this 1411-nucleotide messenger RNA. RefSeq names its product ribosomal RNA small subunit methyltransferase E-like. Gene Ontology annotation, biological process: rRNA base methylation. The transcript has 8 exons. Gene Ontology annotation, molecular function: rRNA (uridine-N3-)-methyltransferase activity. Bases 61 to 876 code for a protein of 271 amino acids. NCBI's taxonomy places the organism in Eukaryota, Viridiplantae, Streptophyta, Magnoliopsida, Zingiberales, Zingiberaceae. The record is from RefSeq and is a predicted model, not a curated record.
UGUACUGAAAAAAUCUCGGCCCAUUUCGGAUCAACCAGCUUAUCGAGCGGCGAGGAGGCGAUGCCGAGAGUGGCACCGCGUUUACCACUGUGCGGCGGCCUCCUCUGCCGGACAUGGCGGCGUGGGUUCUCGGGCGGCCUCCGCGUGGUGCCAUCUGAUGCUGCAGGGAGCCAGAGCCGCGGCGGCCUCCCUCGCUUCCACUCCCCCUUGCUUCUUCCCUCUAAGGGAAAUGUUGUGCGGAUCCAAGGUGACGAGUUCUGGCACAUGUCUAAGGUGCUGCGCCUUGGACCAAACGAUAGGGUGCAGCUUUUUGAUGGGAAAGGUGGUUUAGUUGAAGGUUGUAUACAGAGUGUCAGUCGAGCUGGUUUAGAUAUCAUGGCUGUAGAAGAGCCUCAAGUUGUUCCUCCGCAAGGUAUUCAAUGGCAUGUAUAUGCUGCUUUUGGGACCUUGAAAGGUGGUCGUGCAGAUUGGCUUGUUGAGAAGUGCACUGAACUGGGAGCUAGUAGUGUGACCCCCAUUUUAACGGAGAGGUCACAUACCAUUGCAGAAAAUCGGGUAGAACGUUUGGAGCGUGUUGUAGUAGCUGCUGCCAAGCAAUGUCAGAGACUACACCAAAUGACUUUAAAUCCUCCUUUGAAGCUUCAAAAACUUUUGUCACUUGUUUCAGAGUCAAAGCUUGCCUUUCUUGCUUCAGCAGAAGAAACUCCCCUUAUGAAUGUCUUAUAUCAUUCAACAGCCCAAGAGAGUGGAAUUCUGAUUGUUGGACCAGAAGGGGUUCUUCGGAGUCCCACUGUUUCCAAUUCCCUUGAAAUAAAUUCACUGCAAAGGAUAGUAUGGAAUGGAAGGGAACAAAGGGUGGAGCGACUGGGAACGUAAACUUCCCCAAGGGGUGAUCAACUAUUUACAGGGGAGGAGACAACUACAUAUUGGGGUGGAAGAAGUGAAAGUAGACGGGGGAGGUGGCAUUACAAAAUUGAGCUUGCAUAUAGGAGGAGAGAGAGGAGGGAUGAUACAAUUGCAAGAGAGGAGUUUGUUGUUUGUGGGCAGAGAGAAUUGCUUUAUUUUUUUCACGAAAGAGCCAAGGGAAGCAACGUGCAGAAGAAAGGGGGAGGUGAUCUGUGCAAUGACAAUGGACUGUGAUAAGGUGCAGAAGAAGGGGGAGGUGAUCUGUGCAAUGACAAUGGACUGUGAUAAGGUGAGGAGGGUAAACGAGGAACGAAAUUCGGCUCAAAUACCAUAGUAUAAUACUAGAGAAAUCUGGGUGCAACACUUGCAAUCUCACUAAAGCCUUCGUGUUCUCACAAAAGAGGAGAUUAAAUGAUAGAUUAGAAAGCUUGUAUUAGAUUUGACUAUCAUAACAAUGUGAUGGAAUGCUUUUUCAAUAUACUUUUACGAUAAUCUGGUCGCUCUA